AGAAUUUCAGCAUACAAACAACUGCACAAGGUUCAGUCAUUCAGUAUUUGACAGCCUGUCCACCUUAAAUCAAGACCUCUCAGAUUUAAGCUGGUAUGCAAACCAUUGUGCUGUUGGUACUAUGGGUACUGGGAACAUCACUGGUGUUACCAGACCCCGACACAGCUGGAGAGAAGGUGACUGAAGAGCCUAUUCCAUGUUCUAAGGGCUGCACCUGCCUGCAUGAUGACUACAGCUUGGAGCUCAACAUGUAUUGCAGUACUCGUAACUUCACACAAGUCCCGUCUGACAUGCCAACAUCCACCCAUUCUCUCUGGCUGGAUGGCAACUUGUUCACCACACUUCCAGCAGUGUCUUUUAAGGAUCUUACCAACUUGGACUUUUUGAAUCUGCAGAGCGGCCAGCUGGUGACACUUGACCCUCAAGCUUUCAAAGGACUUAGGUCGCUAGCACACAUUCACCUUGAGCGAAAUGGCCUCCGUUCGUUACCAGGUACAAUCUUCCAGAACACACCUAACCUUGCUUCACUCAGUCUGCACAACAACCAGCUCACUCGCAUUGAGGAAAGACUGUUUGCAGGACUCUCCCACAUGUGGCUUCUCAACCUUGGGUGGAACUCAAUAGCAGUCUUACCUGAAACAGCUUUCCAUGACCUGCAAGGUCUACGAGAGCUUGUUCUUGCAGGGAACAGACUCGCUUACUUGCAGCCACAGCUUUUCCAAAAUCUUGUUGAGCUUAAAGAGUUGGAUCUAACUGGGAAUUACCUCAAGGUUAUCAAAGCCAAUGUGUUUCUUAAACUCAUUAAAUUGCAAAAGCUGUACCUGGCCCAGAAUCACAUUGUGACAGUGGUGCCCAGAGCCUUUGCAGGCAUGAAGUCGCUCAGAUGGUUGGAUCUCACAAACAACAGAUUGACUUCUCUGCAUGAUGACACUUUCCUGGGCCUGCACAGUCUUCAUGUACUGCGUCUCUCCAACAACUCCAUCACAGGAAUUAGGCCCAGGACUUUCCGUGAUCUGCAGUACUUAGAGGAACUACGCCUCAGUUACAACAGGAUCCGAGCCCUGGGGGAGAGGAUCUUUGAAGGGCUUUGUCAUCUGGAGGUCUUAGAGCUAGAACACAACCAAGUGCAGGAGGCACAAGUGGGUAGUUUCACAGGCCUCUCUCAUGUGGCUGUCAUCAACCUGUCUGGAAGCUGCUUCCACAGUCUGCCAGACCAAGUAUUCAAAGGUCUGCCAAAGCUUCACAGCCUUCAUCUGGACAGAGGCUGCCUAACAAGGAUCACAACUCAAGCGUUCACUGGACUCUCUGGUCUAAGGAGGCUUUUCUUGCAGCACAACAACAUCUCUGUGGUAGAACGCCAGAGCUUUGUAGAUCUGGUUGGCUUAUCGGGACUGGACUUGAGUUUCAACAAAUUGGAGGUUCUAACAAUCCACACAUUCUCUGGUCUCAAGAAUUUGGAGUACUUGCUGUUGUCCAACAAUGAAUGUCGACAGUUUUUGCAGAACGGCACAAAGCAGGUACUUCCAAGGAUGCGCUUUCUGGACCUGAGAGCUAAUGCCUUGACAAACAUGGUCCCUGAUUUCCCAGAGAAUAUGGAAAAACUUUUGUUGUCGGGGAACCGUUGGAAAUGUGACUGCAGCUCCCUCCCACUCAGAAACUACAGCUUGAGGAAUCCAUUGGUGAUACCUAGGCGAGUGGAGACCCAUGCAGAGGGAGAAGAGCCUGACACAACCAUCACCCUACACAACAACAUUACAUGCACCAGCCCACCACGUCUAGCUGGUCAGGACCUACGGGAUAUUGACAAUGAAUUCUUCCAAGGCUGCUAAGCAGACCCAGUAUACAGUCAUGUUUAGAGGAUUUGUUGGUACACAGCACAGAAUAUUUCAAAAUUGUUAUCAGCAAUUCAACGAUAUCAAUUCUCUCAGUUUUUGAUUUCAAGAUCGAAAUUGUAUUGCUCAUGUGUGAUUCAUUUUCUUUUUUCACAACAACAGUAUUUAUAAAUUGUUGUUAUUUGUAGCGUGUAUAAAAAUGUAAUUUGUUUCAGAUUUGAGGGUUGCAAAGAAUUUUCUUCAAUGAAAAGACCAAAACCAUUUUUUCUUUUGCUUCAGCUUGAUGGAGUCAUAUUAAAUGUACUUGUUUAAUUGUGGGAGAAUGUGAUGACAGUUGGUAAAUUGUCAUCUCUCUGCAGAAAAUUUUAUGGAACCAAUCCACAACAAAUGCUUUGAAAUAAUUCAGUCUAUAGUGACAUUAUAGAAUAAGAUGGACUGUAAAGAGCUGAAUUUUACCACUGUGGUGGGGUAGCUUGAUAUGACAGGUCUCCAAAAAAGUGGAUAAAUCCAGGUGUGAUGUAUUUUGAAGUAUCUUUAAAAUAGCCUACUUUUAGUUUGUUGCUCCAUAAACCACCUGAACCUCCAUUCAUGCCCUUGAACACAGAAAAUAUCAAAUUUACAUAACAAUAUGAUAACACUUUUGUAGCUGUGGUCAUGAGCAUUGUAGGACAAUAAAAUGGAGAUAACAAGCAAAUCAGCAAACCCUGAAAAACAAUGGCAACACGGCCUGUAAUUUGAAAUGGAAACACACGUGGCACAGGUUUCUGGAAGCCCCCAAAACACUUAUACAAAACUGAGAGCAACAAACUGAAAUGUCAUCUUACAAAAUUUUAAGUUUAAGCCAUUGAGCUCACAUUUUAUUAAAUUAUUUAUGUGACUGGGCUGGGUGGUUACUGGCAGAAAAAAAUAUACACAGCUCAUACACUAAAAUGUCCUCAAGUAUGUUGUAGAUGUUGUAUUAUUUGGUGUAGUAAAGCUCCAUGUUUGUCACUUUAAAAAGACGCACUAAUGGGAAACUGCCUUAAAGGUGCAAUAAAAGUAUUAAAACUG
Molecule: messenger RNA, 2882 nt
Organism: Seriola dumerili (greater amberjack)
Lineage: Eukaryota; Metazoa; Chordata; Actinopteri; Carangiformes; Carangidae
Gene: igfals
Product: insulin like growth factor binding protein acid labile subunit
Exons: 2
Coding region: 96-1829 (577 amino acids)
Cellular component (GO): extracellular matrix
Molecular function (GO): protein binding
Source: RefSeq, a predicted model, not a curated record